UUAAUUGUGACAAUAAAAACAAUGACCACGAUAAGCCGCGAAACACCUUUACAGAAACACCAAAAGAACGUAAAGUCUGGGGCUUUUUUGACAGCAGAUUAGAGGCCUCGAAUAAAAAUUUUGUCGACGCAUUUCUUGAUCCUACUAAACUUCUAAAUCAUCUUAAUCUUUGCCGACUUCAUCAUACGGAAAAAUAUCAGUUUUUCAUCUUUUUCUUUUUUUAAAUGUUUUCUCCUUCGAUAAAAAUAAACCUGAUCAACGCAUUGGAAUGUAAAGGAUAAACGAAAAGAUAGCAUUUCGUUGCUACAGUUAUGCAAAAUAAAAUAUGGAGCUCUUCUGUCACGUGCAAAUGGCGCUAAGGUGAGGUAUAAUAUCGAGCCCCCUCGACUGCCAAUUACCAAUUUUCCCCCAAUGUAAUUAAAACUGUGAUUCGUUUCUUUAGAAAUUAGACAAAAGAUAGCUAAUUAGAAAGCUUUUUAGAUAGGCCAGAAAUUUAGAAUCUUUAGCAACAACCAAUGGCAAGGUUGCGAAUUCUCCGUGCUAUGUGUUUUUUUUUUUAUGUAUAAUUCGCACGUGCGUUAUAGCGGUAUAAAAGUUGGAUGACAAUUCUUUCUCAUCACCGAGAAAUUUCAGAUCCUGUUUCAGAUUUUCUGUACAAGACUACCUUACCAGCGAGUUUUGCAAGACUUUCGAGAAAUGGCGCGCACCAAACAGACCGCUCGUAAAUCAACCGGAGGAAAGGCUGCACGAAAGCAACUCGCAACAAGGGUAGCAAUGAAAAGUGCUCCAGCCACUGGCGGCGUUAAGAAACCUCAUCGUUACCGGCCAGGAACUGUCGCUCUCCGAGAGAUUCGCCGCUACCAGAAGUCCACAGAACUGCUCAUCCGCAAGCUCCCUUUCCAGAGAUUGAUCCGUGAGAUAGCGCAAGAUUUCAAAACAGACUUGCGUUUCCAGAGUUCUGCGGUGUUGGCGCUACAAGAAGCUGCAGAGGCGUACUUGGUAGGAUUGUUUGAGGAUACUAAUCUUUGUGCAAUCCACGCUAAACGAGUCACCAUCAUGCCUAAAGACAUUCAACUAGCGAGACGAAUCCGCGGAGAACGCGCUUAACUGAACUAUCUUGGUACUUUUCUUUACUUUUUGAUUGAACCUGUUUUGAUUUAAUUUUCACAUAGAUAUUGGUGAAAUUUUACUGCUACAAAUUUUCUAGACGACGUACAGGCACCGUUUGUUUACAGAAAUAACUCGAAAUUGAGGAAGACUUGCGUAUUCGUAAAUUUGUAACGCCUGUGUAUAUAACGCGUGUAAGAUAUAGCAAUACAACUGCUGUAAAUUCAUUAUUAUUGAAGUAUCAUUUGCAUGUAAAUACAAGCAGCCAUCAUCUGCGUUUUAUUUUAUCUUUCUCAUUGUAACAGGCAAGUUAAAUAAAAAUUUCAGUCACCUAUUUCGCGUUAUUCAGAGUAAUCCUGUUUUGCGCUGCAAACGGAAACUUGCGCUUUGCAACCGAAUUGCUCAUAUAGUGCGAGAAAAACUUAAAAAAGUUCGAAGUUUAAAAGGUUCUCUACAAUGUGUUUCGGGUAAAUUUCAAGCCAGUAGAUUCCCUGUGACUACAAUACCGCAACACCGUAAACUUAGUCACAAUAAACGAAAAAAAGUCAAGCAAGUUCUGAACUGCAAACAUCCUUUAGUGCUUUGACGUAAAAUCUCAUUUCGCCCUACAAACUAAGAUGGUUAUGCAACAUCAUUCUAAACAAACAUUCGACAUCGGA
This is a messenger RNA of Stylophora pistillata, 1766 nucleotides long. RefSeq names its product histone H3. The record is from RefSeq and is a predicted model, not a curated record. Gene Ontology annotation, molecular function: protein heterodimerization activity; structural constituent of chromatin; DNA binding. Lineage: Eukaryota; Metazoa; Cnidaria; Anthozoa; Scleractinia; Pocilloporidae. Gene Ontology annotation, cellular component: nucleosome.